GCAGUGAAAACGUCAAAUGUGAAAAAAUGAAGGAAUUUUACUUGGGUUUUUUAUCAUAAAAUAAUGGGUGCUAAAGACUCCAAACCAUCCUGCAUCAGCUAUGAGGAUGCCAUAAAGCGCGUCUCGGACACGGAAUUGAGGCGGAUUAAGGAGGCGUUCAAGCGAUCUGCCGGCACGGGAAACACUUGCCUCAGCAAAAGUGCCUUCAUCCAGGAUGUCCUCUGCGAGGGCGUGCCGCUGCCCAUCGCUGAGUGCCUGUAUGCCGUGUGCGGCGGCACGCAGAAGGGCAUCAACUUCAAGGAGCUCAUCUGCGGACUCGUGCUGCUGGCCAAGGGCAGCCAGGAGGAGAAGAUCCGCUUCCUCUUCAACCUCUACUGCAACGAGUCCGGCACGCACGUCAUCAAGCACGACUUUAUCAGGGCGCUACAGACGGAAUUGCCCCAGCAAACCGUGAUCAACAACAACAACUGGGUCUCGCUGUUCGGCCAGACGGACAGGGUGACGUUUGAGCAGUUUAAAUCGUGGAUCACCAUCCACCGACAGGGCACAGUGCUGUCCAGAUGGCUCCUCGUGGAGCCCGUGGUGAAUUUGAGCUCGGAACUGGAGACACCGACCUUCUUCCAGAGCCUUGCCGGCGUCACUCACCUCGAGGAGCAGGACAUCCGGGAGCUGGAGAAGGUGUUCUGGCGUCUCAAAGGCUCUGCGGCCACGGGACAGCUGGACCUGGAGAGUGUGAGUCCUCUGCUCAGCCCACCGGUGCCCAAGAACGCUCUGGCCGGAGUGUUCAAUGCCUUCGAUGAGAACCGCGACGGACACAUCGACUUCAAGGAACUCUGUUGCGGCGUGAGUGCCGCCUGUCGCGGGCCCAGCGUGGAGAGGAGCAAGUUCUGCUUCAAAGUGUUCGACACGGAUCGCGACGGAAUUCUCAGCCAUGAAGAACUGAAGCAAAUGGUUGAUGUUCUGCUGUUUGUCGCUCAGGAGAGCAACAACUUCGCCUUCUUCAGGAAUAUGACGCACGACACUGUGAUGAAGGAGCUGGCUGAGCGUGCGGAGAAGAAGCAAUCGUUCGUCUUCACCCAGGAGGACUUCCUCAUGUGGAGCAUCGAGAGCUCGCUGAAUCUUGUGGCGCAAUUUCUGGAGCUUCUCUUCGAGGUGUGCCACAUUGUCUUCGGGCUGCGGCCGCAGUGUCGUCAUAUGGAGUAUGACAUCGUGAAGGGGUGGCUGUCGCGCGAGGUGAAGCGCGGCUACAAGAUUGGGCAGUUUUGGUAUCUCAUCUCGUCAGAGUGGUGGCAAAAUUGGCUGCAAUACACCCAGAAUGUGCCGCCAUCGUCGUGUUCGCACUGCAAAGUGAGUCGCAAUGGGAGUUCCGGUGCCGCUGCGGGUGGCUUUGACGAGGCUGUGGUGUGCGAUGAGAGCUUCACCAGCAAUUCCACCGAAUCCAUGGGCGAUCUCCUCACUGCUGCCGAUUCCACCAGUCUGGGCUCGUGCAGCAGUGGAAUCUCCUACGGAAGGACGGUGACUGUGGCGCCAGGAUCCAUCGACAAUCGCUCCCUCAUCGCGCCGACCAUUUACAAGAAUGUCCCAACACUCACGGGCGAAGGAGGGCGAUUGAAGAGGGAUUCCACCUUGGCUCAGCACCGUGACUUCGAACUGGUGCCCGAUUCGCUAUGGAAGGCGCUGGCUCUGUGGUAUCAAGGGCCAUUGCCGCUGCCGCGCCAAGUUAUCCAGCCGCCUGGAAAUCCGGAGGUGGAAGUGGAACUGUAUCCACUGAAUCUGCGCAUCUUGCGGCACCACUAUCCGCCGAAUCAGGGCGCGCAGCAGCAGCAGCAGAGCUCGCUGGGAUCCAAUGCGUGGGGCAUCGUGUCCGGAGGCUAUGGGGUGCUGAACACGCCGAGUGGCAUCACGGGGAAUGUCACGGCGGCGAGUCUGGCGUCGGGAAUGCAGCCGCCGAAGAAGUAUCUCGCUUACAUGGCGGCCUUCAGCAAGCUGGCCACGGUGAAGCAGGUGUGCGAGUUCCUGUGCCAGCGCCUGAAGCUGCGCCAGGAGGAUGUGCGCCUGUGGCAUGUGUUGGGCGGAAGUCAGUCGGGCAACAGCAUGGCCGAGAUGCCGUACUUGCUGGAGGAGGACAAGGCGACGCUGCAAGAGCUGAUGAUAAACGAUAACGAUCAACUGCUGCUGGAGUGUAGGAACAAGGAUCUCACAUGGCCUGAAGAACUGAGUGCUCUCAGCAUUUCUGGGGCGAGUGGCGGUGUUGUGAGUGUUGUUGGUCAGGAGAGACGAUCAACGGUGGCUUCUAUUCACUCGGUGCAUCCUGCUGGGGCGACAGGACUCCACAAUCUGGGCAAUACGUGCUUCAUGAAUGCCGCGCUGCAAGUUAUGUUCAAUACGCAGCCGUUGGCGAGGUAUUUCCAGCAGGAUAUGCACCUCUAUGAGCUGAAUACGGCCAAUAAGUUGGGCACGAAGGGCCAAUUGGCCAUGAGAUACUCGGAAUUGCUCAAAGAAGUUUGGACAGCGUCGACGAGAUCCAUUGCGCCGCUCAAAUUGAGGUUUUGCGUGACGAAGAAUGCUCCGCAGUUUGCUGGCGGUGGUCAGCAUGAUUCGCAGGAGUUUCUCGAGUGGCUUCUGGAUGCUCUGCAUGAGGAUUUGAAUCGUGUGAUGGAGAAAUCCUACUCGGAGCUCAAGGAUUCCGAUGGGAGGGCGGACAAUGUGGUGGCGGCUGAGGCCUGGUUGCAGCACAAUGCCCGGAAUCAGAGUAUUGUCAUUGAUCUCUUCUACGGUCAGCUCAAGUCAAAGGUGACGUGCUUGGGCUGUGGCAAGGACUCAGUCCGCUUUGAUCCAUUCAGUCUGCUCAGUCUCCCACUGCCGGUGGAAAACUACACGUAUUGUGAAGUUCUAGUGAUUUUCCUUGAUGGUUCUGUGCCAAUAAAGUACGGAUUGCGCCUGAAUUCUGAUGCCAAAUAUGUAGAAUUGAAGAUGGAAUUGUCGCACAUCUGCAAUCUCGAUCCGGACUUGAUGCUCUGCUGCGAAAUACUCGAGUCUCAGGUCAGGACAAUUCUCAUGGAUGAUCAGAAAGUGAAGGCGAGCACAGCGACAGAGCUUUAUGUGUACGAACUGCCAAAGAUGGGUGGAAAUGAGCGAUCAUUGUGCAAUUCUGAACUUGGACUGAGCAUUGAGAAGGGAUUGAAGGAUAUUCAGAGACAUCAAGGACUACUCACUUCUGCCGAUACGUAUCAAUCGACUAUUUCUUCAACUGUGUCAUCGAUAACGACAUCCUCCGAGGAUACAGCUUCGGGACAACCCUUAACCGGCGGUUCUACAGCCUCUGGAGACAAUGCCACAGCCGAGGAAGGCGCUUCAGCGCAGCCACAAGCCAUCGCGAGGAAGACAUCAGCGGAUGUUGAGAGGAAAUCAUCGAAGGUAAGCCGGUGCUUAGGAAACACCCUCUGCAUGCCACAGACUCUGUUAUGCUUCAAGCAAAUGGACAUGGGCACGAGUCCGGAUGCCUUCGUGACGCCAAACUAUGUGCCGAACAAGACUAUUUCCACCACGAAUUUGCUGACGGAAAGGAGUGGUGGCGAUCAGGCAGUGCCGCAGAAGGAUAACGACUCAGAUGCGAGCGAUGGGUGUGAUCGGUGUGUGGGUCCUUUUGAGGGGCACGCGGGCAGCUGUCCGCCGAACGGUCUUCGUCGGAUGACAAGGCAGAAGGCAUCGCGAUACUUGGUGGCUGUUCACCGGCAGCUCAGUCGUCAGGAUACCUAUUUUCUGUCUUAUCAUAAGACAAAGCCACACCUGUUCGGGACACCAUUGCUCAUUCCCUGCCACGAGGGCAGCACCAAUAAGGAUCUGUACUGCGCUGUGUGGCUUCAGGUGGCACGAUUGCUCAGCCCAUUGCCGCCGACGCCACCGGAUCGUGCUAAUCAUGCCACAGAUUGUGACGACAGCCUGGGCUAUGAAUUCCCCUUUACACUGAGAGCGGUGACGAGUGGCGGCCGAAUAUGCGCCCUGUGCCCUUGGUUCCGCUUCUGCCGCGGCUGCGAAAUUGCGUGCAAUAAUGACUCCUUGAUAUCCGGCCUGAUGGCAACUCAAAACACUCAGAUGUCCAGCACUGCGUCCACGCCGAUUAUGUCACAUCGGGAUCAGGCGCCGCGUUCGAGCAUCCACAGGAGGACGCAGAGUGAGAUUGGCGUGCCCGGAGAGCCGCUGACGCCGAUUGACCUCAGUGUGAUCAGUAUAGCCAUCGAUUGGGAUCCAACGGCGCUGCACUUGCGCUAUCAGAGUACACGUGAGAAGGUGUGGACGGAGCACGAGAGCGUGGCGAUGUGCAGACGCCAGCAGACGGAGCCUGUGGAUCUCAAUCACUGCCUGAGGGCAUUCACGAGCGAGGAGAAGCUAGAGCAGUGGUACUACUGCGGUCACUGCAAGGGGAAGCAGCCGGCCACGAAGAAGUUGCAAAUAUGGAGAUUGCCGCCGAUUCUAAUUAUUCACUUGAAGAGGUUCAAUUUCGUGAACAACAAGUGGGUGAAGUCACAGAAAGUCGUCAACUUUCCCUAUGACAACUUCGAUCCCACGCCCUAUCUUGCAUCUGUGCCUCAGGAGACGAUCCUGCGACACCGCGAGCUGUUCAGCACGGCGACGGAGGAGCGGAUCGAUGAGAAUUGCGUGUUCAGUCCGUCAAGUGGUGCUAGGAUGAGUGCUGACGAGAGGAGAUCGUGCUUGGAGAAUGGAACUGAGUGUGGAGCAGCGGGAAAGCAGGAGCGACGGAAGCGGCUGAUAUCGGGGAGUUUGACGAAGACUCCUGUCAAUGAUGAGGAUCUGGUGGAUUUCCACAAGCACAAGCUCAAGUGUGGUCAAGAUGCGCUCGAUCUCAAGUAUCAAUUGUACGCUGUUGUGUCACAUUCCGGGAUGCUGAAUGGGGGCCACUAUAUUUCCUAUGCCGCCAAUCCGAAUGGAUCGUGGUUCUGCUACAACGACAGUUCGUGCCGCGAGAUCCCGCAUCGGCCGCAAAUCGAUCCGAGUUCCGCCUAUUUGCUGUUCUACGAGCGCAAAGAGCUCGACUAUGCGCCGUAUUUGCCCAAAGUGUCGGGGCGCUCCAUUGUGAAUGGCGCUCUGGACGUUGAUGAUGAGAGUGAACUGCGAAAGAUGUGCACGAUCGCUUAGGAUAUAGAUUUAUAUACGAGCAAGCUAUAAGGAAACACCAUUCUGACGAUGAUGAAUUAUCAUUUAAAAACUACUUUGUUAUAUUUCCAUACGCUGUGUAAAUAUCAACAUUUACUAUAUGAUAGCUAUUACUGGAGUUGAGGAGGUGUAAUAUUCGUUACAUGUAUCUUUUUCUUCAUAUACUUUUUAAGGGCGAAUUAUCCAUUAUGCGAUAUUGUUUGUUGAGUUGAAUGGAUACUAUAAAAAGUCUUUUUUGUUGAGUAAUUUCUAGUGAAAAAAAUCAUGUCAUACGCUAAUAUCCCCACAUAUGCAUAUACAUUUUAUUUGUUUACAGAAAGUGAGGAGAUAUUGUGAGAAAACAGCAUUCCUAACGAUGAAAAUGCAUGGAAAAUUAAAAGUUCUGUGGAAAAAAUG
Molecule: messenger RNA, 5571 nt
Organism: Phlebotomus argentipes
Lineage: Eukaryota; Metazoa; Arthropoda; Insecta; Diptera; Psychodidae
Gene: Usp32
Product: ubiquitin carboxyl-terminal hydrolase 32
Exons: 9
Coding region: 64-5157 (1697 amino acids)
Biological process (GO): protein deubiquitination
Cellular component (GO): Golgi apparatus
Molecular function (GO): cysteine-type deubiquitinase activity; calcium ion binding
Source: RefSeq, a predicted model, not a curated record